Messenger RNA from Colletotrichum godetiae, 797 nucleotides. Its product is annotated as ATP synthase subunit E. The transcript is spliced from 3 exons. The record is from RefSeq and is a predicted model, not a curated record. Gene Ontology annotation, molecular function: proton transmembrane transporter activity. NCBI's taxonomy places the organism in Eukaryota, Fungi, Ascomycota, Sordariomycetes, Glomerellales, Glomerellaceae. Gene Ontology annotation, biological process: proton motive force-driven ATP synthesis. Bases 250 to 537 code for a protein of 95 amino acids.
UGCUGGGAUGGUGUUCCCGUCCGAGCUCCAGACGCCCGGGAGUGACUUGACUGCCAACUACUGGAAAAUCUGCGAGUUUUCCCGAGCAUAUUUUCAACCUGGAAAACCUCACACCCUGCGUCCCCUAACGUAAUUCCCUCGACAGAGCUCCGAAAGGGUCAAUUGGCAGCCAUUGUCAACCCGCGCACUGUCCUUUCCAUCGUUCGCUCCCUCUCGAAAGCAGUCGCGCAAUCCAGGCAAUUGUCCACAAUGUCUUCCUCCUCAGGAGUUAACGUGCUGAGAUACACGGCCCUCGGCCUGGGUGUGUUCUACGGCUUCACACAUCAGCGAUCGAUCACAGCAAGCCAGAAGGCUGCCGCUGCCACGAAGGAGUACGAGCGCAAGCAGAAGUUGAUCGACCAAGCCAAGGCCGAGUUUGCAAAGAAGAGCCAGCCCGUCGCGACGGCGGCUGCUGAUGCUGGAGCCAACGUCGACCCAAUGGACCCCAAGUUUGACCUUGAGGCCUACUUCAACAACCUGGUGAAGCAGAACCCGUAGACUGGAUAACGAGUGGGGGAGGGGACGGCUUGCACAACGGAUAGACAGGGUCAGGAUUGGGGAUACGCCUGCUCGCGGAGAACACGAAGAGUCUUAACAAGGGACGAAUAAUCUGGUCUUUCGGCAGCAGUAGGUGCAUGGUAGGCACCACGACCGAUGUCACCGCAUAGACAUUUCCUUACGUCUGUUUACCGGAUGUACAUGUGUACAAUAUGCUCAACUAGAUGACAAUUCCAAGGAACGAGCCAUUGGAUUCCAUC